AGAGAUCGGCCAAAGCCAAGGGUGAUUCAGAGUUGGCGGCCUUGAAGGCCGAACUCGAUGCAUUGAAGAAGGAAUUAGAAAAGUUAAGAGCAGAAAACGGUAAAUACAGAAACGAGCUGGACGAUUUAGAAAGACAACUAGCAGCUUUGAAGAAUGAACUGCAAGCGUGCAAAGAUGAGCUUGCUGCGUUGAGAGACGCGAAUAACGCAUUACGGGCCGAGUUGGAAAAUCUAAAGAACUUGAAGAACGAAUUCGACAAGUUGAAGGCUGAGUUUGACGCUCUAAAAGCGGAAAAUGAGAAACUUUUACAAGAUAAAAAGAAGUUGGAAGAUGAUAACGGCAAAUUGAGGGGCGAAGGCGACGGUCAAAGGGCGGAGAUCGACAAACUGAAGGGGGACCUGGCCGCGGAGAAAGCAGCUGCCGAGAAAUUGAGAGCAGAUCUAAAAAAUUGUCAGGAUGAGAACGAUAGACUGCAAGCGCAAUUAAACGAGAUGAAGAAAGACUUGGAUAACUUGAAGAGUGAGAAUGAACGCAUGAAGAAUGAGCUUGCCGAAUUGAGGAAGGCGCUUGCUGCGGCCGAGGCCAAGCUGAAAUCUUUGGAAGAUGAAUUUGCGAAACUGCGAGCCGAGAAAGAGGAGUUGCUGAACGAACUCAAACGUCUCCGCGACGAGUUGAAUAAUUUGAAGAACGAAUUGGAGAAAGAAAGAGCGGCGAAAGACGCGGCCCUGAAGGAAUUGGCUGACUUGAAGGCAGAAUUAGGCAAUUUGAGAGCGGCGUUAGACAAGGCCAACGCCGAGAACGAAGCGCUGAUGAAUGAGAACAAGAAGUUGAAAGCGGAUCUGGCGGACUUGAAUAAACAAGUCGAAGCGCUGAAGAAAGAAAACGCGGACUUGAAGAAAGAAAACGAACGCUUGAAGAAAGAGAAUGCAGACCUCGCGGCAGAUCUGGCUGACACGAAGGAUAAACUGGCAGACGCAGAGAAGAGACUGAAGGACUUGGAGAAUCAGAACGAUUAUUUGAAGAGUCGUAUCGCCGAUCUUGAGGAUGCCAUGAAAGAGCUCGAUGCUUUAAGAAAACAACUGGAAGAUGCUAACAAAGAAUUGGCCAGAUUGAGACCAGAGCUUGACAAGCUGAGGGCGGAGAACGCGAGGCUGCAAAAGGAGGCGAAUAAAUUGAAGAAUGAUUUGGAUAAAUUGAAAAAUGAUUUGGAUAAAUUGAAGAGAGAUUACAAUAAUGUGUUGUCCGAAUUGACUAAACUGAAGGAGGAGAAAGAGAAACAGAAGGAACGCGAUGCGGCGUUGUUGAAAGAAUUGGAGAAUCUGAGGAAAGAGAACGAGGAGUUGAAAGAUAGGAACGCCAAGCUGAAGAGUCAGUUAUACGAUUGCCAGGCGGAACUUGAAAGGUUGCGCAAGGAAUUGGAAGCCUUGGAGAGCGAAUACGCCAAGCUGAAAG
Molecule: messenger RNA, 1452 nt
Organism: Ceratina calcarata
Lineage: Eukaryota; Metazoa; Arthropoda; Insecta; Hymenoptera; Apidae
Product: myosin-2 heavy chain, non muscle-like
Exons: 1
Source: RefSeq, a predicted model, not a curated record